AUGUCCCCAAGCCCGUUAUCUGCUCAAGCUGCCGAGUCGAUGCGAUUGAUGCUCCGAAUUGGACAGCUUGAAGAGCAGUUGUGUAGAUCAACUUUGAGGCAUAUUCAAUCUCCUGCUUCGGCAUCGAACCUGAACAUCGAAACGACGAGCUCAAGCCUGGGUGGAACGUUCCACGUGCUUAAAGAGAGUGGCUCGGAUGGCCAGCCUCAGACCAUUGCCCGCAGCGUUACACAUAAAUCACGUCUGUUCGGCCAGAGCCAUUGGGGGGUUAAUGGAGUUCUCCUGAUCCGUGACGUCCUGGAGGCGAUUGAGCCCCAUCUGCGACAAGAGAUAUCGAACGCCGGGUCCGGCAUAGAGAGAUGUAAAUCCUUGGCCAGAGUCAUCAAAGGGCGACGAGCGCCUUCGUGGCCCUCUCCACCUACGCCCGAUUUACCUCCUAAAGACGUUUCCGACACGCUAGUUGAUUGCUACCUCCGGACCACUGAGGCUAUCUAUCGAAUCUUGCAUGUCCCUACCUUUCGCAGGGACUAUGAGGCGCUGUGGGUCUCGAAUUCCACACCCGACACGGCGUUCUUAGUCCAACUUAAGCUCGUACUCGCCAUUGGCGCGGUUACAUACGAUGAGCAGUUUUCACUGCGGACCUCAGCUGUCCGAUGGGUUUACGAGGCCCAAACCUGGCUUUCGGAGCCUAGGUUCAAGUCACGACUGGACAUCCCAUCUCUGCAGACCAGCCUCCUUCUUUUGUUUGCUCAAGAAAGAGUAGCAACCGGCGGAGACUCGAUGUGGGUUUCGGUCGGCGCACUGCUGAGGAAAGCAGUCUACAUGGGCAUGCAUAGAGAUCCCUCUCGCCUACCCCAGAGGACGGCGUUUGUUGCUGAGAUGCGCCGAAGGCUCUGGAAUACGAUCCUAGAGCUCGCUCUGCAGUCCAGCUUAACCUCCGGAGGGCCUCCUUUUCUCUCUCUUGACGAUUUUGACACAGCACCUCCAGGUAAUUUCGAUGACGACCAGCUGAUGGUCAACGAUCCAGUGCCGAAACCGACGGAGGAAUUUACACGGGUGUCCAUUGCAAUAGCGCUCCGCAAGACCUUUCCACACCGUCUUGCUGUGACCAAGUUCUUGAACGAUCUUGCGUCCACUGGCACAUACGAGGAGACGCUUCGGCUCGAUGCAGAGCUGCGUGCGGUAUACAAGGCUCUCCGUCAAACUAUGCAAAGAUGCAGCAGCUCGGACACGCCAUCCUCUCCCUCACAGUUCGAGAUCUGUACGGUGGAUUUCCUCAUGCAUCGGUAUCUCUCGUCUCUUCACGUUCCCUAUUUCGUCCCGGCACUACACCAGACGGCUUACGCCUUUUCCCGGAAAGUGGUGGUUGAGUCGUCAUUCAAAAUCUUCCGCGCGGCAUACCCGUCUUCUCCCAUCAUGGCCACCCAGCCCCGCGAUGAUGCGACCCCAUCUGACUGGAACGAUCUGUCGCGACUUGCGGUCUGCAGCGCGGGAUUCUAUCCAACCGUGGUUAUCCAUGCCGCUUAUCUCAUCGGAAUAGAGCUCCGGGCACAACUGCAGGAAGAGGAAAGUCUAGGCCCCGUGCCUUUGCGACCAGACUUGCUCUCUGUGCUAAGCGAUGCAAAAGCGUGGUGUCUGCAAGUUAUCAAGGCCGGAGAGACCAACGUCAAGGGCUACCUGCUCGUGAGCAUGAUUGUGGCACAAGUCGAAGGACUUAGGCGCGGGUUGUCGAGGGAAGAGACCGCCAAGCUGUUAGUCCAAGCGGCGGAGAACGUUGAGAAGAGAUGUCUGCCGCUUUUGGAAGAAAUGGCAGCAGCUCAGGGCCAGGGGGAGAAAGCCGUGAAGGAGCUUCAGCAGGGGUCAUGGACGACUCCGGUCGAGGCGAUAGAGGACUGGGACUUUAUGACGUGGCGUCUCUUUGGUAACGAUCCGGGCCAGGAGCAGCAUUUAGCCUGA
Molecule: messenger RNA, 1956 nt
Organism: Aspergillus tanneri
Lineage: Eukaryota; Fungi; Ascomycota; Eurotiomycetes; Eurotiales; Aspergillaceae
Product: fungal specific transcription factor domain-containing protein
Exons: 3
Coding region: 1-1956 (651 amino acids)
Biological process (GO): DNA-templated transcription; regulation of transcription by RNA polymerase II
Cellular component (GO): nucleus
Molecular function (GO): DNA-binding transcription activator activity, RNA polymerase II-specific; zinc ion binding; RNA polymerase II cis-regulatory region sequence-specific DNA binding
Source: RefSeq, a predicted model, not a curated record